Molecule: messenger RNA, 1906 nt
Organism: Arabidopsis thaliana (thale cress)
Lineage: Eukaryota; Viridiplantae; Streptophyta; Magnoliopsida; Brassicales; Brassicaceae
Product: Protein kinase superfamily protein
Exons: 10
Coding region: 707-1906 (399 amino acids)
Molecular function (GO): protein serine/threonine kinase activity; transferase activity; protein kinase activity
Source: RefSeq, marked reviewed
CCUAUCCGGAGGAAAUUUCCGAUAUUCUUUAUGGUAACUGCUCCACCUCAAGUAUUUCGUCUGAAUCCUCUCUGUCUCUUUCUUUUUACCAUUUCUUGCUCAGAGCUCUCUUCAACAAUGGUUAAAUAGUAAAGUGAAUAUUUUUCUCAAAUCUCUCUUUCUCUUUCAAAAACACAUUCUUGGUCUUUCUUGAAUUACUCAGAAUUUUCUUCUCUCUUCUUCUCUAAAAAACCCAAAUUCAAAAAUCUGUCUAAAUCUUCCCAACUCUUGGUGGGGUUCUUGAAAGUAAAAAACUUUGUUGAAAAAAAGAAAUGAAGCAAAUUGUUAUAACAGCUCUUGUUUUACUACAAGCUUAUGUUCUUCAUCAAUCCACAUGUGUUAUGUCCCUUACUACACAAGAAUCUCCUUCUCCUCAACCUUCUGCUUUCACUCCCGCCUUAUCUCCUGGUAAAUUGCUUCAAUUUUAGGGUUACUUGUUCACUUCCGCAUGUUACUUCGGUAUGAAAAUUAAAGAAAUUUAGAAGAUGAAGAAGAAACAAAUUCUGGUUACUCUUGCUGGUUGUCACAUGUGCAUUUAAUGAUUAUGAUGUUUUUUGUUCGUUAUUAUAGCUUGCAUCUUUUUGGUAGAAAAGUUUGAAAAGGUUUUAGCUUUGUGGGGAUUUUGUCUUCUGGGUCACAAGAAAUUUUCUGUGUAGUCACUCUUUUCAUGUCCUUCAUUGUAACCGCUUAUAUCACUUGCCAUUAUCAACAGAGAGAGAAGGAAUUGCAUAAACAAGAGAGUAACAACAUGAGACUGGUUAUUUCACUAGCAGCUACAUUUUCCUUAGUUGGUAUAAUCUUACUUUGCUCUCUGCUUUAUUGGUUUUGCCAUAGGAGAAGAAACCUCAAGAGCUCAGGUUGUGGGUGUAGUGGAAUCACAUUCUUGAAUCGGUUUAGUCGCUCAAAAACAUUAGACAAGAGAACUACAAAGCAGGGAACAGUGUCAUUGAUCGAUUACAAUAUACUAGAAGAAGGAACUAGUGGUUUCAAGGAGAGUAACAUUUUGGGUCAAGGUGGAUUUGGAUGUGUAUAUUCUGCCACAUUAGAGAACAACAUUUCAGCUGCGGUUAAGAAGCUAGACUGUGCCAAUGAAGAUGCAGCAAAGGAAUUUAAGAGUGAGGUUGAGAUAUUGAGUAAGCUCCAGCACCCGAAUAUAAUAUCCCUUUUGGGUUAUAGCACGAAUGAUACUGCGAGAUUCAUUGUCUAUGAGCUGAUGCCAAACGUUUCUCUGGAAUCUCAUUUACACGGAUCUUCUCAGGGUUCGGCGAUCACAUGGCCUAUGAGGAUGAAGAUUGCUCUUGAUGUAACAAGGGGAUUAGAAUAUUUGCAUGAACAUUGUCAUCCAGCAAUCAUUCACAGGGACUUGAAAUCAUCCAACAUCUUAUUAGAUAGCAAUUUCAAUGCUAAGAUUUCAGAUUUUGGUCUAGCUGUUGUUGAUGGGCCAAAGAACAAGAACCAUAAACUUUCCGGGACAGUUGGCUACGUUGCACCAGAGUAUCUUCUCAACGGCCAAUUGACAGAAAAGAGCGACGUGUAUGCUUUUGGAGUAGUGUUAUUAGAGCUUUUACUCGGGAAAAAACCUGUGGAGAAACUAGCUCCCGGUGAAUGCCAAUCCAUCAUCACUUGGGCAAUGCCUUAUCUCACUGAUAGAACCAAGUUACCAAGCGUCAUAGAUCCUGCGAUUAAAGAUACGAUGGACUUGAAACACCUUUACCAGGUAGCGGCAGUGGCGAUUUUGUGCGUGCAGCCAGAACCGAGUUAUAGACCGUUGAUUACAGACGUCUUGCAUUCUCUUAUACCUUUGGUUCCAAUGGAACUUGGUGGAACCUUAAAAACCAUCAAAUGUGCUUCAAUGGAUCACUGUUAA